AUGAUGUUCCCCGGCCUCCUCGCGCCCCCAGCCGGGUACCCCAACCUCUUGCGCCCCACGCCCACCUUAACAUUGCCCCAGUCCCUGCAGUCGGCAUUUUCCGGCCACUCGAGCUUCCUGGUGGAGGAUCUGAUCCGCAUCAGCCGACCCCCAGCCUACCUGCCCCGCAGCGUGCCCACCGCCAGCAUGUCGCCCCCUAGGCAGGGGGCCCCUGCGGCUCUCACAGACACAGGGGCCUCGGACCUGGGCUCCCCGGGUCCAGGCAGCCGGCGGGGCGGCUCACCACAGACGGCCGUCUCCCCUGCCAGCGAGCCCACGUUUCUGAAGUUUGGAGUGAACGCCAUCCUUUCUUCGGCGCCCAGAACUGAAACAUCCCCCGCCUUGCUCCAGAGUGUCCCUCCCAAGACCUUCGCCUUUCCCUACUUUGAAGGCUCCUUCCAGCCUUUCAUCAGAUCUUCUUAUUUCCCAGCGUCCUCCAGCGUCGUGCCCAUCCCGGGGACCUUCUCCUGGCCACUGGGCGCUCGCGGCAAGCCUCGUAGGGGCAUGCUGCGUCGAGCCGUGUUCUCCGACGUGCAGCGCAAGGCGCUGGAGAAGAUGUUCCAGAAGCAGAAGUACAUCAGCAAGCCCGACCGCAAGAAGCUGGCGUCCAAGCUGGGCUUGAAAGAUUCACAGGUGAAAAUCUGGUUCCAGAACCGACGCAUGAAGUGGCGGAACUCCAAGGAGCGCGAGCUCCUGUCUAGCGGGGGCUGCCGCGAGCAGACCCUUCCCACCAAACUCAAUCCGCACCCGGACCUCAGCGACGUGGGCCAGAAGGGUCCCGGGGACGACGACGACGAGGAGGACGAGGGCCCGGGCAGCCUCCGCCACCGCCUGGUCUAUCAUCACCCGUCCCCCGACCCUCGGCACCUGCGGGACCCGCGCCUGGAAGGGCCGCUGCCCCACUCGCCCGCGCACUCUGGCAGCCCCGACAAACCUUCGGACUUCUCCGACUCCGAGGAGGAUGAGGAGGCUGAGGAGGAGGAGAUCACCGUGUCUUAG
Molecule: messenger RNA, 1038 nt
Organism: Lagenorhynchus albirostris (white-beaked dolphin)
Lineage: Eukaryota; Metazoa; Chordata; Mammalia; Artiodactyla; Delphinidae
Gene: DBX1
Product: developing brain homeobox 1
Exons: 4
Coding region: 1-1038 (345 amino acids)
Biological process (GO): cell differentiation in spinal cord; regulation of transcription by RNA polymerase II
Molecular function (GO): DNA binding; DNA-binding transcription factor activity, RNA polymerase II-specific
Source: RefSeq, a predicted model, not a curated record